AUGAGAAUAUGCCUGAUUGAGCUCUUCAGGUGGUUACACCGUGAAGCAGUAAGGAGGAAGGAAGGUAAUGAAAAACACAGUAUUCAGGUGGCUUCUCAACAAGAAGAUGGUGAACCUACACUACAAGACAUGGCUGUACUUAUUGAACAAGUCACUGGAGUUCCGGUUCCUUUUCAGAAACUGAUAUACAAAGGGAAGUCUCUGAAAGAGUUGGAACAACCGUUGUCAGCACUGGGUGUUAAAAAUGGUUGCAAAGUCAUGUUGAUUGGGAAAAGGAAUAGUCCAGAAGAAGAGGCUGAAUUAAAGAAGUUAAAAGAUUUGGAGAAGUCAGUGGAGCAUAUAGCUAAUAAGUUAGAGGAAGUUAAUAAAGAGUUCACAAGUAUCCAGAAGGGAUUUUUAGCAAAGGAUCUCCAAGGAGAAGCACUAAAGCAGCUGGACAAGAGGAUAAAAGGAACUGCAGAGCAGUUCAUGAAGAUCCUGGAACAGAUUGAUGCCAUUAGUCUGCCAGAGAAUUUCAGUGAUUGCAAACUGAAAAAGAAGGGGUUGGUAAAAAGGGUUCAGGUUUUUCUUGCCCAGUGUGAUACCAUUGAAGGAAAUAUUGGUCAAGAAAUAGACAAGCUACAGUCAAAGAAUUUGGCACUGGCAGAAUGAGGCAUUGCCCUACUUAAUUAGGAAACAUAAUUGCUCUAUGAGCAAGAAGAAAAGUUUGCUCUUUGUUUUGGAGCAUGUAUUCAGCUUUUUUUUUUUCCUUGUCUUUUUUUUUAAAGCCCAGUCUGUUAGACUGGUACCAGUCAAUCAUUUCUUGCUGGUUGUCUUGUUUGCCGCUUGGUUAGACCUGUUCUUUUGAAAAGAAAAUCCUUCCUGAAGAAUGGCAGAAAUAAUCUUUGUGGUGAAUUGUUAUGUGUCUUAUGGACAAAUGUUUAGUGAACUAAGUUAUAAAGUUUGCAGUGAUGGGCAAUUUUGUCUGAUAUGUCCUUGAAUUUAUUUACAGCUCAAAUCAAAGAAGGUCUGUAAUCGUACAGGUGCCAUAAGUUGUGAUUGUAGGACUUCAGCUUGAUUGAAAAAGGCAAACUGAGACGACAUCUGGGAAAGCAGAACAUUCUAGUAGACAGUUCAGAGCAAUAAAAACCCCAACCCUACGCAUUUGUAUCUACUUAAUGUUUGUAUGCAUUUUUAAAUAUAAGAAAGCUUGACUAUAAGGGAGUCGUACCUAUUUUAGCCUUAAAUUGUCAUAAUAAAUGGAAUGUACUGUAACAUGUAUGGUACUUAAUUUUGAGUGGUGCUUUAAGUUGUAACUGAGCUCCUUGAUACAGACAUACGUUUUUUAC
Leptosomus discolor (cuckoo roller) is the source of this 1328-nucleotide messenger RNA. NCBI's taxonomy places the organism in Eukaryota, Metazoa, Chordata, Aves, Leptosomiformes, Leptosomidae. The record is from RefSeq and is a predicted model, not a curated record.